AUAAAGUACUAAUCUUCCUCACUUUCAAUAAAUACCAUCCCCGAAUAACUUGUUACGUACGGUACAUUUUCCAAAUUCAAGGUUAACUAAAGCACAAAAAAAAUCGUUUGAGACAAGACAAGAACCAUGGAUUUCCUCACCGAUCAAGUAAAGAAGAAGUUCUCCGACAAGAAACCGGAAACUUCAGACCCGGAUCCAAACCACAACAAUAACAAACCAGGCCACACCGAUCCAACACAUAAACCGGCUUCCAGCUCCGACCCAACGACACAUAAGCCAGCUACGAACGCCGAGCUCAUGGCUAGUGCCAAGAUCGUAGCCGAAGCUGCUCAAGCCGCUUCACGUAACGAGACAGACAAGCUCGACAAAGCUAAAGUCGCCGGAGCCACUGCUGACAUACUAGACGCAGCUCAAAGAUACGGUAAGUUCGAUGAAAAGAGCGGUAUUGGUCAGUACCUCGAGAAGGCUGAAAAUUAUCUCCACAAGUACGAAACUUCACACACUCACUCCUCUGGCGGCGCCGGAGGAAGCCACGGUGGUGUCAGCGGAAGCCACGGUGGUGUCAGCGGAAGCCACGGGGGAGGAGCUGGAGAACAUGCGGCUAAGAAAGAGGAUGAGAAGUCGGGAGGUGGUAGCCAUGGGUUAGGAGACUAUGCUAAGAUGGCUCAAGGUUUCAUGAAGUGAAUUAAUUAGUAGAUAAAAUAAUAAUAACUAGACUUUGAUCCGCGCUUUGGAAGCGCGAAAUAUUUUACGAUGAAAAAUUUCACUAAUAACUUAACAAAUAUUUUGGUAAUUUUUAAAGAGUGUGUAUUUAAAAUA
This is a messenger RNA of Raphanus sativus (radish), 819 nucleotides long. RefSeq names its product nodulin-related protein 1. Gene Ontology annotation, biological process: response to heat; regulation of abscisic acid biosynthetic process. The record is from RefSeq and is a predicted model, not a curated record. The coding region runs from base 127 to 684 and encodes 185 amino acids. The transcript has a single exon. NCBI's taxonomy places the organism in Eukaryota, Viridiplantae, Streptophyta, Magnoliopsida, Brassicales, Brassicaceae.